CACCUCAGCUGCCUUAGACCACAAAGACGGAGGAGACAGUCAUUCAUUCAACAUUGGAUGCUUUGCACAAACUUCUUCAUUUUGGUUACUGAAUUAUAAAGAAAGAUGAGCACCUUAAACAAGCGAAUCCAAGACUAUAUGCUGGAGAGGAGAAGGCGACGCACCAGAUUAGUAACUAAAGAUGGGCGCUGCAACAUUGAGUACGGAAACAUCAAGUAUAGCACCCACUUCGCCUUCCUAGUUGACUUCUGGACCACCUUUGUAGAGAUCAGGUGGCGUUUUGUCCUCUUAUUUUUCAUUGCAUCUUUUACUCUCAGCUGGUUUCUCUUUGGCCUGCUGUGGUACUGGAUUGCCCGAAGCAAUGGAGAUCUGACAUGGCAAGAGCCCACUGCUGAUCACGCUGCAUGCGUUGACAAUGUUGUUGGACUCACUACAGCCUUCCUUUACUCACUUGAAACCCAGACAACUAUUGGGUACGGUGGACGAGCAAUCACUCCUGAAUGUCCUGGUGCUGUUGCACUAAUCAUUAUCCAGUCUCUCAUUGGGGCGGUUAUCAACUGCUUCAUGUGUGGAAUCAUCCUGUCCAAGAUCUCCUUGCCAAAAAAGAGGGCCAAGACCAUCACAUUUAGUGAGAUGGCUGUCAUCAGUCCCAGAAAUGGCUCUCUCUGCCUGUCAAUCAGAGUAGCCAACCUUCGCAAGACCCUAAUGAUUGGUAGCAACAUCUAUGGCAAGCUGUUGAGAACGACAACCACACCAGAUGGUGAGACGAUCAUCAUGGAUCAAGUGAAUAUUGAGUUCAUGGUAGAUGCUGGAAAGGACAACCUGUUCUUUGUAACCCCUCUCACGUUGCAUCACGUUAUUGACAAGAGCAGCCCAUUCUUCGACAUGGCGGUAGACACUCUACAUGAGAAAGAGUUUGAGCUUGUGGUCUUCUUAGAUGGUACUGCAGAGUCUACAAGUUCUUCCUGUCAGGUGAGAACCUCCUUUAUCCCCCAGGAGAUCAUGUGGGGCUACAGCUUCUUGCCGAUCAUCUCCAGAAGCAAAGAGGGCAAAUACAGAGUAGAUUUCUCCAACUUCUCCAAAGUGGUGCCGGUAGCCACUGCACAUUGUGCAUACUGCUACCACAACAUCAAGGGACACCAUCUGCAUUCUAGAGACGGACUUGACAACCGGGGCUUUGAAGUGAUCGAAAUCGACAACCCUCAAAGUGUCACUAAGAUGUGAAACACUGAUUCUCAAAGGACAGACAGUUAUGAUGGCCUUCCUGGCUGACCCAGAGGCAUAUGGCGUAAAAACUGAUUUAAACCUGAGACAAUCAAAACCAGAUGAUUUGUUAUUCUUUUGUAUUGACCACAGAUAAAAACCUGAGGGGUCAGGGCACUCAUUGUGAGUUUUGUAUGCAUCUGUAUGUAAAACCACACCUGUGAUUGUCUGCUGAUGAAAAACCUGUUUUCAGAUUGGAGUUCAGGUCAUGUAAGCUGAUGAAGCAUGGUAAACAAAACCCUUCUUUGGUACUGCGGAUGUUUGAAUGACGAUGUGUAGACUUCCUUACUUUUACCUUUGGUAUUACAUCUCAGUGUCUUUCACUAUAACAGGCUAAAACACCAAAAAGGUAAUUGAUGAAGGAGUUUUUUUGAAUAUUUAACAUAGGCUGUUUUUCACAAAGCAACACUUUUACUUGAACCAGUAUGUUAAACUGUUCAGAUAAAGGCACUAGUCAAGGGCUGGUCUCCUCAGCCAGUCUUUUAAAGCUGUGAGUAAUAUUGUUGUUGUUUUUUCUUCACAAAUUACCCUAUUAAGAGGGAAUACAUCUCUCAGGAAAUGCUUAACUUGGCUGCAUGCAGCAAACCCAUUUAUAUUGUAUAGUCUUUUUUUAUUUGAUUUUCUUCUCUA
Molecule: messenger RNA, 1893 nt
Organism: Cyprinodon variegatus (sheepshead minnow)
Lineage: Eukaryota; Metazoa; Chordata; Actinopteri; Cyprinodontiformes; Cyprinodontidae
Gene: kcnj1a.1
Product: potassium channel, inwardly rectifying subfamily J, member 1
Exons: 2
Coding region: 106-1224 (372 amino acids)
Biological process (GO): regulation of monoatomic ion transmembrane transport; potassium ion import across plasma membrane
Cellular component (GO): plasma membrane
Molecular function (GO): ATP-activated inward rectifier potassium channel activity
Source: RefSeq, a predicted model, not a curated record